Colletotrichum chrysophilum is the source of this 675-nucleotide messenger RNA. RefSeq lists its product as uncharacterized. NCBI's taxonomy places the organism in Eukaryota, Fungi, Ascomycota, Sordariomycetes, Glomerellales, Glomerellaceae. The coding region runs from base 1 to 675 and encodes 224 amino acids. The transcript is spliced from 3 exons. Gene Ontology annotation, biological process: regulation of proteolysis; regulation of Ras protein signal transduction. The record is from RefSeq and is a predicted model, not a curated record. Gene Ontology annotation, molecular function: peptidase inhibitor activity; phospholipid binding.
AUGGCGGGCCGAAUUGCAGGCAAGCUCCUGGCAGCAUCCGCCCUGUGCGGUGCCGUUCUCGCCGCUCCGGCACAGGACCAGCAAGUCGUUCUUGGAGGUGUUGCGGACUUGACUCGUGUUCGUGACGAGCUCUCCAAGGCUCAGAUUAUUCCAACAGUCAUCGAUGACUUUGAGCCCAUCCUGGGUCUCUCGGCCGAGUGGGACUCGUCAAACGCUGCAGACCUUGGCAACACGUUGAAGCCUGCCGAUCUCCAGUCGGCGCCGUCGGUGUCUCUCGUCAAGGGCUCGGGCUUUCCCGGCAUCCGCAUCACCACCACAUACGUCCUCACUCUGACAGACCCGGAUGCUCCCUCACGCGACAACCCCAAAUGGUCUGAAUUCUGCCACUGGAUUGCUACUGGCGUAUCGAGUUCAUCUGCCGGUGCCAAGCCGGCCGUUGAGGACGUCGUCGAAUACAAGCCUCCCGGUCCUCCGGCCAAGACUGGCAAGCACCGUUACGUCUUCCUUGUCUGGGUACCGGCCAAUGGCACGACCGAGAGGCUAAACUUGUCCAAGCCGGAAGAGCGCAAGCACUGGGGUGGAGAAGAGGGUGGUGGCGUGAGGAACUGGGCCAAGGAGAACGGUCUUAUUCCUGUCGCUGCAAACUUCAUCUAUGCCCAGAACGAAAAGCAGUAG